CCCCCCCUCUCUCUCUCUCUCUAUCUAAUAAGCUUUCUUCAUCUUCUACACUCACACUUCCUUCUCUCUCUAGAAUUUUAGCGAUAAUAUUUAGCCUCUUUCGUCCUCCAUAGCUAGCCUAUCAAUAUUCGGUAGCUCGAGAAUUCAUCAGCCCGAAAUUAAUUGAUCGAUCGAUGGGGAUGUUGUCUAGGAAGGCCACAUGUAACUCCCACGGGCAAGACUCAUCCUACUUCCUGGGUUGGCAGGAGUACGAGAAGAACCCUUACCAUGAGACCCUCAAUCCCACUGGGAUCAUCCAGAUGGGCCUCGCCGAGAACCAGCUCUCAUUCGAUCUCCCCGAGUCCUGGAUCGCCGAGAACCCGGAUGCGGCUGGGUUCAAGAGAAAUGGAGAGUCGAUAUUCAGGGAGCUCGCUCUCUUCCAAGACUACCAUGGCCUUCCCGCCUUCAAGAAUGCAUUGGUGUCGUUCAUGUCCGAGAUUCGGGGAAACAAAGUGAACUUCGACCCGAGCAAUAUCGUGCUGAUGGCCGGUGCGACUUCUGCUAACGAGACCCUCAUGUUCUGCCUUGCCGAGGCCGGGGACGCCAUCCUAAUUCCCACUCCCUACUAUCCAGGGUUUGAUAGAGAUCUCAAAUGGAGAACAGGCGCGGAGAUUGUGCCAAUACAAUGCACGAGCUCGAACGGCUUCAGGAUCACUUCGGCUGCUCUCGAAGAAGCCUACUCAGCCGCGCAGAAACGUAACCUUCGGGUCAAAGCAGUCCUGGUCACCAACCCGUCAAAUCCUCUGGGCACAACAAUGAUCAAGGACGAGCUAAACCUCCUCGUCACCUUCGUCAUCGCGAAAGGCAUUCACCUUGUGAGCGAUGAGAUCUACUCUGGCACAGUCUUCAGCUCCCCGAGCUUCACGAGCAUCGUGGAGGUCCUGGCCGGUCGGCCUGACUGCCAGGGGUCUGAUGUCUGGGACCGAGUCCAUGUUGUCUACAGCCUGUCGAAGGACCUGGGCUUGCCGGGCUUCCGGGUCGGUGCUAUCUACUCUAGCAACAGGGCUGUCGUGGAUGCUGCCACGAAGAUGUCGAGCUUCGGGCUCGUGUCGUCCCAGACCCAGUAUUUCUUGUCAGCAAUGCUAUCGGACAAGAAGUUCACGAGCCGUUACAUCUCCGAGAACCAGAGGAGGCUGAAGACGAGGCACGACUCGCUCGUCCACGGACUCAAAGAAGCCGGGAUAAGGUGCCUUGAGAGCAAUGCAGGGUUGUUCUGCUGGGUCGACAUGAGCCACCUCCUGCGUGAGAAGACCUUCAAGGCAGAGAUCGACCUAUGGAAGAAGAUUGUCUACGAAGUCAGGCUUAACAUAUCCCCGGGCUCGUCUUGCCACUGCACCGAGCCCGGAUGGUUCAGGGUGUGCUUCGCGAACAUGACCGAGGAAACCCUGGAACUCGCAAUGCAACGGAUAAAGGAGUUUGUGGCGUCCGCCAGCUCUGCCAUCUUGAGGGGUGGCUGCGAGCGGAGGAGGGGCCGCCGCCACCCGAGCUCAACGGACAAGAGCUUGGGGAAGAAGUUCCUCACAAAGUGGGUUUUCCGACUAUCGUCAUCGCAUCUCCGUGAGGCUGAUGAUCGAUAGUCUGGUUCUCAAUCAUUUUUUUUAAAGAAAUAAUUUUUAUAAGAACCUUUUUGGAGGAUGAAUUCCUCUUUGUUUAGUGUUUGGCAAAAAGUGCACUCGGUCCAUGAGUGGAUUAGCGGUGGCAUUAGCAUUUAGCUUAGCUAAAUCAAGUUGUAAAAGUUAAUUAGGGCAUUUUUCAUUUUCAUUACCCGGGUGUUUACUACCAUGAAUCAAAAAUUGAUGAGAUCAUGUUUGUAGUUUAGUGAGUAAUCUCCCAUGUAAAGUGUGAAAUAUAUAUAUAUAU
Messenger RNA from Punica granatum (pomegranate), 1899 nucleotides. The record is from RefSeq and is a predicted model, not a curated record. NCBI's taxonomy places the organism in Eukaryota, Viridiplantae, Streptophyta, Magnoliopsida, Myrtales, Lythraceae.